Molecule: messenger RNA, 2888 nt
Organism: Episyrphus balteatus (marmalade hoverfly)
Lineage: Eukaryota; Metazoa; Arthropoda; Insecta; Diptera; Syrphidae
Product: transmembrane protease serine 9-like
Exons: 6
Coding region: 426-2822 (798 amino acids)
Biological process (GO): proteolysis
Molecular function (GO): serine-type endopeptidase activity
Source: RefSeq, a predicted model, not a curated record
GAAAGUUAUCAUCAUUUUUAUCACUAAGGGAUCUUAUGUUGCAGUCAAAAUGUUGGUAUCAAGCAAAAAUAUUCAACAAAAAUAUUUAACACUCAAAUAUAAACCGUUCCCAGUUUAUGAAAUGUUCAUACAAAUUCCAGGUAUUCCAAAAAUAGAUACAUCGACCUUUUUGUUGUAUCUAUUUACCAUUCAAUUCCGCCAAAGCCUCGUCACUGUCAACUAGUGUCAAAUUCAUGCGGGUAGUAUGCAUUGUGAAAUCAAAAUAGAUGUCUCACAUAAAAUUUGUAAACCUUGAUAAAGUUUCAUACGAGGUCUGGGGCUUUAAUUAAUUACCCAAUGCUUAUCACAUUCUAAUUGCACCAAAUAUAAGCUUUGCAAAUCACUCAACCAGACUAGAGUCUAAUUCAUUCAUCGACUUGGUAAACAUGUUCGGGCCUUUAGCGUUACUCGCUCUAUUCAUUUCUGGUAACUUCAAUUUCGGUUGGGGUUAUCCCAGUGAAUCACUACCAACUCAAAUCGCCGAUAUUGAUGAAUUCAAUCGAAUUGUUGGUGGAAGUGCAACUAAUGCACCAAUUCCCUAUCAAAUUUCAAUGCAAUACAACAAAAAUGGUGAAUGGAGACAUUUUUGUGGAGGAUCAAUUAUUGCCGAGGAUAUGGUUUUAACUGCUGCACAUUGUGUCCAUGGACAAAAACCGAAUCGAAUGUCAGUACUAGCUGGAACUUUUGAUUUUCGACAAAGAGAUGGAUCUCGUCAUGAGAUUGUUGGUUAUAAAAUUCAUGAUAACUAUCAAGAAUUGGUUACAAGUGAUAUUGCAUUGGUCAAAAUUAAUCCUCCUUUCGAAUUUAACGAGAAGAUUUCAAAAAUCAAUGUUUUCGGAACGAAGAGAGUUGGAAAUAAGGAACCAGUGACUUUAACAGGUUGGGGUUCAAUAUCUCCAUGGAUUUAUGGACCAUUUCCGACAAAUCUUCAAAUGCUCAAUUAUACAACUAUUUCGAAUGCUGAAUGUAAACAGUCAUUUGGGAGAGUUACCGAAACUGAAAUUUGUGCCUAUCAGUUCUUUUUGAAAGGAGCUUGUGCGGGUGAUUCCGGCGGUCCAUUGGUAAACCGUGAUCGUAAUCAACAAAUUGGAAUUGUUUCGUAUGGAACUAGCAUCUGUUCGGCAGGAUUACCUGAUGUUUUUACAAGAGUUUCGGUUUUCGAAGAUUGGAUCAAGGAAACUAUGGCCAGUGACACUACUGAUGAAAAACCAAGUCCAAAUUUAACAUCCUUUAUAAUUUUUGGCCAAGAAGUAUCCUCUUCCGUUCCGUAUAUAAUUUCAAUUCAAUACCAAAUCGCACAUCGACAAUGGAGUCAUGUUUGUGGUGGAUCGAUAAUAUCAUCAAAAUAUGUCCUUACAGCUGCACAUUGUAUGGUACCCUAUUUCGACGAUCCUGGUAUCAAGAAAUUUCGUAUUGUGGCCGGAAUAACUAAUCUUCAAAGCAGAAUUGGCUCCCGACACAAAAUUAUCUCCUACACUCCUCAUCCAAAAUUUGAACAACAUUUCAUGGGUUAUGAUAUUGGUGUGAUAAAAGUUCAUCCAAGAUUUAAAUACAAUAAAAAGACCAUAGCUAAAAUAAGAUUUGAUAGUUCCCAACGAGUUUUGGAUAAUAUUCCAGUGAUUUUGCAUGGAUGGGGAUGGACAGGAUAUGAAUAUCCUGAACGACUUCGUUCAGCUAACUUUACGACAGUGUCAGAAGAAGUUUGUAAAUCAGUGGGAAUUGAUGAUCUUGCUUCGACGGAUUUAUGUGUUGUUAGCCUGAAUCAUAGUCUUAGUUAUAAGGGAGACUCUGGUGGGCCCUUGGUAAAUGAGCAGCGAAAUCUUCAGCUUGGAGUUUGUUCUUAUGGAAUUGAAUGGACUCCAACUACAGUCAACUUUAGCUUCCCAACUAUUUUUACCAGAGUUUCUGAGUUUUCUGAAUGGAUCAAAGGUGAAAUAAAGAUGAACAUUUUAUAUUUAUUAGCGACAACGGUGACAGUUUUGUUAUUUUCGGGGAAAUCAUGCCGUUGUGUUAAAUCGUCAAAAAGUAACCGUGUUAAUCAAAAUAUCAAUCAAAAAAUUACCCGAAUCAUUGGCGGAGAAUUGGCUACCGACCCUAUACCCUAUCAAGUGUCUUUGCAAAAUUUUUACACAAAUUUCAAUCAAUGGCGACACAUUUGUGGAGGAUCAAUCAUUAGCAAGAAUCAUGUUUUGACAGCUGCUCACUGUACAAAUGGAAAACCUGCUGAAAAAUUAUCCGUAGUUGUGGGUACAUCGAAUUGGAAGUCUGGAGGUUUUAGAUAUUAUGUUCAAUCAUAUGUUCAACAUGAGCUAUAUACUUCGAAGGGAAAGGAAACCUAUAAUGAUGUAGUAGUUUUAAAAGUCUCAGUACCAUUUGAGUUUAACGAAAAAAUUGCACCAAUAAGUUUGGCUGAUAAUUUUGGUCGAAGUAUGGAAAUUAAUUAUCCCGUGACUAUAACUGGUUGGGGAGUAACAGAUAUGUAUAGUCAAAUACUUAUACCGGACAAUUUGAUGAUGUUGAAUUAUUCGACAAUAUCAAAUGAAGAUUGCAUACGGAGAGGUUUUAAUGUUUCACCUAAUGAAGUUUGUGCGCUGCAUGGAAGGAAGAAGGGGUCAUGUUUGGGUGACUCUGGCGGUCCAUUGGUGAAUCGUGAGCGCAAUCGUCUAAUUGGUCUUGUCUCAUAUGGUUCUCGUAUAUGUGCCGAUAACAAACCUGAUGUCUAUGUUCGAGUAUCGAAAUACAUUCCAUGGAUUCUCAAAGCUAUCGCAAUUCAUAUUCCAUAAAAGCAAACAAAUAAAUGUAAAACAAAAAAUUCCAUAUAAAAUAAAAAAUAAAAUCAAUUUAAUUGC